Labrus mixtus (cuckoo wrasse) is the source of this 1655-nucleotide messenger RNA. RefSeq lists its product as uncharacterized. Gene Ontology annotation, cellular component: membrane raft; external side of plasma membrane. The transcript is spliced from 7 exons. Gene Ontology annotation, biological process: positive regulation of ERK1 and ERK2 cascade; interleukin-15-mediated signaling pathway; T cell activation. Lineage: Eukaryota; Metazoa; Chordata; Actinopteri; Labriformes; Labridae. Gene Ontology annotation, molecular function: protein tyrosine kinase binding; MHC class II protein binding. The coding region runs from base 262 to 1110 and encodes 282 amino acids. The record is from RefSeq and is a predicted model, not a curated record.
UGACCUCUGACCUCUUUACUGAUCGAUGCAGCUCAUCUUAAUGAUCAUCAGUUUAUGAUCACUUAAACAUGUUACAUCAUGUUUUAAUAACUAUGAGACAUUCAUAGAAAUGAACACUUAAAGCAGGCUUGAAGUCAAAAUGAGGAAGUGAUGACAUACUAAGAACGGGAAGUAGAUGCAGCGUCUCUUUAAAGAAGCACUACUGAAGAAACUCAGACAGUUAGGAGCGUGACAACGGGAGGACAGAGACGGAGAAUCACCAUGAACGAGCUCAAAUGGAUUCAAACUUCUUUACUUCUCACAGCGCUGCUUCAGUUUGCUGCAGCUGUAUUUCUAUUUAAAGAUGUCACAUUCAGAGUUGGAGAGGACGCCACGUUGUCUUGUGAAACUGUGAUACAAGAUCAACAGAAGUGUGAAUAUACGACAUGGGGCUUUGUUGAUUCAGGAAACACAGUAGUAGACCUGGUUACACUUGGUCAGGUUAAAAACUCUGGAGUUAAAUCAGACAGACUGAGAGUUACAGAGGACUGUUCUCUGGUUAUAAAGAAGAUCACAGAGGAGGAUGCUCAACGUUAUGCCUGUCUACAGAUCAUAUCAGGAGAAAUAACAGGCGAUGUGACUGUAGUUCUUCUAUCUGUUAUCAAGAGUGAGGACACAAAACCACCACCAACAAGACCACCACCACCAACAAGACCACCACCACCAACAACAAGACCACCACCACCAACAACAAGACCACCACCAACAACAACAAGACCACCACCAACAACUCCUGCGCCUGCACUAGACUGGCGAUGGUGGUUGAUCCUCGUGCCCGUGGUGGUUUUUAUAGUUCUGUUAGUGGUCGUUGUGAAAGUUAUUAGACGGAAAGGAAACAGAACGCAGAUGGGUGACGAUGUUGCUGAUCAUGAAGGCGGGGUUUCCUACGCCUCCAUCAGAUACAACAAGAAGGGGAAAAGAGGAGCUCGGGUUUGUGCUAAAGACGAUGCUGACGAUGGUUCAGUGACCUAUGCCUCCGUCAAAGCUUCUUCUUCCUCUUCUUCUGCUGCUGCAGGAGCCUCUGCUGACCCCAGCAGCCUCUACGCCACCAUCAACAAAGAGAAGAAAUAAGAAUCCAAAGUAAAGUCACAGCUCAAGUUUUUUCAGGUUUCUACACUGAAAACUACGGAGCCCCACAAGGCUCAGGUAGGACAACAUAAAAAGCAAUUUGUAAAUCCUUUUUUCACGGUUUACAAAUCUGUGCGCACAGUUUAUAAACAGUGCCCAUGGAUUUGUAAAACCGUGUGCACGGAUUUGCAAUCUGCAUGCACCAUUUAGGAAUCCGUGCCCACAGAUUGCAAAUCAUUUGUCGAAAUGAUUGACAGCUUUUUCUUUUUUGUCUCACCUGAGCCUUGCAGGGCUCAGUAGAAAACAGAUACUGAUAGAUGUGUUUGUAAAAGACUUUGUGUUGAUGACUUUCAAGAGUUAUUGCUGUAAGAUGCUUUUUUUCUCCAACAAAUGGCGUUGUAAGGUUAGCACAAACACCUAGCAUUAUACCUCUGCAUGAAAUUUUAAUUUACGGAGACUCUGAAGUCCCAAAAAGUACAAAAACUGAAAUCUUGUGUGCCCACGAUAAUUAUAUAAAGGACUGGUAUUCAGAAAAACUUUUGACUACA